This is a messenger RNA of Alternaria postmessia, 1023 nucleotides long. RefSeq lists its product as uncharacterized. The transcript is spliced from 2 exons. NCBI's taxonomy places the organism in Eukaryota, Fungi, Ascomycota, Dothideomycetes, Pleosporales, Pleosporaceae. The coding region runs from base 1 to 1023 and encodes 340 amino acids. Gene Ontology annotation, molecular function: hydrolase activity. The record is from RefSeq and is a predicted model, not a curated record.
AUGAGGGUCUCGCAAAUCCCCCUCCUCUUCACCACACUGGGUGCCAGCCUUGUGCUCGCUCAAGAACGCUGCGACGCACCCUCGCCAGGCAUAUACUGCAACUCCACGGAAAUUCUCGCAUACCACUCGGACGACUGCAAGCCUUUCCACGUCUUCAUCUCCCGUGGCUCCGAUGAGCCCUACCCAGGCCGUCUAGGCAACCUCACCUCAGAGAUUUGCGCAGCAAUUGGAGGAUCAGAAGAGUGUGGUUACGAGGAUGUCGAGUACCCAGCGAAGAGCACAGCGUGGGGACAAGGCGUUUGGUGUGAUUCUGCGGGCAAGGGUGCGAAGAGCGGACAGGCGCAGAUGAAGGCGUACAGCGAAAAAUGCCCUGAUAGCAAGUUGAUUGUGUUGGGUUACUCGCAGGGAGGAUCCGUGGCACAGGACAUGCUUGGUGGAGGAGGAGGUUCUGUCUUCGCAUGUGAGCAAGACAUGAACCCGGCUCUAGACGCUACGUCGGCUCCCGGCUCUAAUGCCGUAACCUUUGGCGCUGUCGUUCGUUCUAAAGACCAGAAUUUCACUGUCGGUCGCGGCGUAGACUACGACGGCACCAGCGCGCGCAGCCCCGAACACCUUGAAGGCCUUCAGCAAUACUCCGACGUCUUCCUGGACUACUGCCACUACGGCGACCCAAUCUGCGCCGUCGGCUCCGAGCCCCAGGAUGUAAACGAGCACCUGAACUAUUUCGUCCAACACAACCCGGAAGUGAUCAAGUGGGUAGUUGGUAUGGCCAAGGCAAGCGGUGAUGUGAGUGCGAAACCCAGCAAGCCCGUAAUCAGCGCUUCUUCUUCCUCGACAAGUGUGGCAGCGAGACCCCAAGCCACGCCAUCCGGAUCCGCCACCCCCUCGCCUAUUGCAACGACAACUGACGGAAACGAGAAGAGCGCACAAGCAACCACUACCGCUACAGGUGCUGCUAGUUCGCUGACUGCUACUCUCGGGUACCUGACUGCGCUGGCUUUGACCGUAGCUGUGUUCUUGUAG